AGGCAUCCUUAUAGGGCAAAGCUACUUCCUUGCCAUUGGCUGAGCGGAUCUUCCCAGGCCUCGCCCAUUGGCUCCCCGGCUCCUUUCGUCCCACCCCUUCUUUCCUCCCUGCGGGGAAACCAGCCACAAAAGUUUUUCAAAGUUUGCCAAGAGGAGCCGAGCCGGGCCCCCAACAUCUCCUGCGCCACCACAGUCAAAGGGGGGGUGGGGAAUCGAACCCCACACCUGGAGCAAAAAUCAAGGUGCCCUCUGGAGUCAGCUUCCAUCGGAUCAGGCAGCCGUGCUCUUGAGUCCAUCAUCCCCAGGAGGACGAACUAGGUCAUGAGCAGCCAUGGCUGACCAUUCAGACUCGCGGGAGUCCGAGAACAACAGCUGGGUGAUUGCCGGCUCCGAGGCCUUACCUGUGGAGGAUCUCGGCGUAGGAGCAUCAGAGGGACCCCACGGGGAGGAUGAGCCGUUGAAAGAAAGCACCCAGGCCUUCUUGGGUGAACCUGAGUGUCGCGUCGAGACUCCAGAUCCAGAGGAGACCAAAUCGAAGGGCCCUGGGGUGGAAUUAGAUGUCCCCACCGAGCAGACCCCGAGCCCGGCUGAAGCUCCGGAGCCCCCAUCGAAGGAGCCCCAUGGCCAGGAUGGGGAGCAACAAGCUGUACCCGCUCCGCAGGGCCCGAUCGUGAUCCAGAAACUCGGCCCGGAAGGGGAACACACGGCAAUCUCCAGCCACGGAGAAGAUGUAGCGGACGUGGAAGAACGGGACGUGGAAGGCCUGCGCCGUCGUAAAGGCCGAGACGUGGCCCCCGCCGGGCCGGGGGCUACCCGGAACCGAGAGGAAGGGACCCUCGGGGACGAAGACGGAGAGAGAACCAAAUGGAUCUUCGGUCUUCUAGUCCUCAUGGGUUUAGGCUUGCUGGUGGCCGUAGGGGUCAUCUUAGACACCGACGAUGAGGUCCCGGCGGACGUUUCAAGCCCUUGGCCAAAAGCGGAGGGUGAUGAACUCUACCCUGCCACCGAUGGGAGGCACUGGCCGGCACCCCCUCCACCUGAGCCCUCCGGAGAUGCCGGCCCGCAGCGGGCCAAAGAAGACGCCCAGUUACCGACGGAUGCGGCCAAAGGCCCCCAGAGCCUUGAUGCCAUGGGGCUCCUCUUAGACAAGCUGGCCAAGGAGAACCAGGACAUCCGGCUGAUGCAGGCGGCACUGCAGGCCCAGAAAGAGGAGCUGCAGGCUCUCCUGCGCAAGACGGAAGGCGAGGCGAUGGAGUUCACCUCCCAGCAGCAGGCGCUGGCGGCCGAGAAUGCCCGACUGGUGGAAGCGCUACGGCGGGAGACGGCGUCUCUGACAGCUGCUCAGGCUGAGCUCCGACGUCUGCAGGACAAGCUGAAGCAUCCUAGGGACGCUGGGACGGACGCUGAACCGCCCCCGGACCGCCCCUGGCCUAAGCCAGAGAGCCAGGAGGCUGAAAUCCGCCGGCUGCGCGCUGUGUUGGCCUCGGUCGUCCAGGACGUGGCCAGAGCCUCCCAGAAAGUCCCACCGGGCGAAGGAGCCGAGGGUCUCCGGGCGGAGCUGAGCGGCGUGGGGCAAAGGCUGGCUCAGGUGGUGGAGGGCGAAGAGGAGGGCCCCAAACCGCCAUGGAGGGACGGCACAAAAAGGAAAAAGGAGAAGGCCUGGCCGCAGAGAUCCGGCGGCCCGGAAGGGUAUCGCCAUGAGCCCCCCGAAAGACACAAAAUGCACAAGAGGAUGAGCGAGGAGCCUCGGCGCCCCAAAAAAUAUCACAGCGAGAGAGAGACCAAACCGGUCAAGGACUGGGAGCCUCCGCGCGGCGUCCGGAAGGUGAAGAAACCCACGGAGCCCAGCACGCUGUGGGAGACGUUGGCCAAGCAUCCCUACCGGGCCCCCCAGGGCUGUGUCGGGGUCAUGGAGUGCGCCCAGCGGGAAGGGCUGGCGCCGGUCGAGAAAGCUGCCUUCCUGAGGCUGGUCCAGAGCUACCUGUCCGAGCUGGGCUGGGCGGAGCACUACGGGGGCCUGGCGGAGGCCCUGAGCGGCUUUUUCGGGAGCAACGGGGCGUUCGCCCACGACCGCGUCAGCUUCGUGGAUUUUCUGGACGAGGUCGAGGACGCCCUGGAGGAGCUGGCGAGGUCCCUGGGGCGCAGCCGGGAAGAUCCGGACGAUUUCGAAGAGGUGAUCUUGAAGCAGGUGGGGGCCAGAUUUCCUCACCGAGACGGCAGCCGGCAGCACGCCAAGGAGCUGAAAAGUGAGGGAUUUGGGCCCAAGAAUGGCAGAGCGAACCGGGUCCGGGGCUAAGAUGGGGGGGGGACCGGAUGGGGGUACCCCUGGGGUACCAAGAGGGACGGAGCAAACCCCAUUCACAUCCCGAGAGACCGAGGGGUAUUCUUUAGCGGAUCGAGUAGCGUAAUUGCGACACACAGAGACCUUCCUGGAAGAUCGUCUUGCGUUAAAUCCAUUUUUCUUCCACGUCCGCUCCUGUACCCCAAACCCGGUACUUUAAGAGUGUGAAGCUCGGUAGCAGCCAUCGGAGAGCACCCGAUGGGUGGCUUCCACCACAGAUGCCAAGCCUGUGGCCUUCUGGAGCAUCCCAGACUCUAGCUCCCAUCAGCCCCAGGCCUCUUACGUGGGGAUGAUGGGAGUUGUAGGUUGUGCAUUUUUUGUGUUGUUUGCUUUUUUUUUUAAUGGUGUCUGGUUUCCUUGCGGGAGAAAUGUCCUGAAACCUUGCAGGAGGCUGAUUUUUUUCGUCUUGCAUCAGAUGUGAAAGGGGCUGUCUGAAAAUCCAUGAAAUAUGAGUUUUUCCGCCUCAGCGGCCUGGUUUGACACGGUGGAAAAAAAGCCUUCUGUGUUUGUUGAACGGCACAAGAUUAUAUUGACCGUCACGACGAUUAGAGAAUGGCAAAA
Pogona vitticeps (central bearded dragon) is the source of this 2902-nucleotide messenger RNA. It is a transcript of the gene PBXIP1, whose product is annotated as PBX homeobox interacting protein 1. The record is from RefSeq and is a predicted model, not a curated record. Lineage: Eukaryota; Metazoa; Chordata; Lepidosauria; Squamata; Agamidae. Gene Ontology annotation, cellular component: membrane.